Molecule: messenger RNA, 831 nt
Organism: Myxozyma melibiosi
Lineage: Eukaryota; Fungi; Ascomycota; Lipomycetes; Lipomycetales; Lipomycetaceae
Product: ribosomal biogenesis regulatory protein
Exons: 2
Coding region: 93-671 (192 amino acids)
Biological process (GO): endonucleolytic cleavage in ITS1 to separate SSU-rRNA from 5.8S rRNA and LSU-rRNA from tricistronic rRNA transcript (SSU-rRNA, 5.8S rRNA, LSU-rRNA); ribosomal large subunit biogenesis; ribosome biogenesis
Cellular component (GO): nucleolus; nucleus; preribosome, large subunit precursor
Molecular function (GO): protein binding
Source: RefSeq, a predicted model, not a curated record
CCCAGAGUUUCGAGAACUCCCAACGACGGCCGCUCAGAAAAAUAUUUCGAGAUCUCUGUCUGCUCAGCACAUCAACAGUAAUAGCACCUGCAAUGUCUGAUAUACCCGUCUCCGCCAGACCAGUCACCGUCGACCGCGAGGUCCCGGUCAACUAUGACUUGGGCAAUCUUGCUCUCUACGACUCAAACAUGCUCGACGCAGAGGCAAUGAAGUCAGAGGCUGCAAAGGAGGCGCACCUGACGGCGCUCGCCCGCGACUCCGCCCAGCUUCUUGUCAACCAGCUCCUUGCUCAGCCGGUCGUCACCGGCGGACGCACCGGUGGCGAUGCACGCACGAGUGAAGGCGUCUUUGUCAAGCUGCCUGAUACCGUCUACCAACUCCCGCGCGAGAAGCCUGUUCCUACCCCCAAGCCUCCCACCAAGUGGGAGAAAUUUGCCAAACAGAAAGGCAUCACCAAGGAGCGCAACACCGGCAACCAAGUCUACGACGAAGCCACGGGAGAAUGGGUCAAGAAGUGGGGUUACAAGGGCAAGAACCAGGACGCCCCGUGGAUUGUCGAGGUUGAUGCAAACGGUGAAGCCGUCGACGAGGGACAGUCAAAGAAGAAGAAGCGUGAGGAGAAACCCCCUUCUUCUCUUCUUAAGACUACUAGACCGUCAAAACGGAAGUAAUCGGUUGUCUGCACUUUCCUUCAUUUCUUUGUUUGUCUCCUUGCUUGAUGGGUUACGGUUUCGUUUCUUGAUUUUUUUUCUUGCAUUUGUAUAAUAUCGUCAAGGGUCUGGAUUUCUUUCCAAAAAGUUAUUUACCAAUAUACUGUUAAUAAACACAGAU